Messenger RNA from Trichechus manatus latirostris (Florida manatee), 608 nucleotides. It is a transcript of the gene TMEM95, whose product is annotated as transmembrane protein 95. The coding region runs from base 15 to 545 and encodes 176 amino acids. Gene Ontology annotation, biological process: fusion of sperm to egg plasma membrane involved in single fertilization. The transcript is spliced from 7 exons. NCBI's taxonomy places the organism in Eukaryota, Metazoa, Chordata, Mammalia, Sirenia, Trichechidae. The record is from RefSeq and is a predicted model, not a curated record. Gene Ontology annotation, cellular component: sperm plasma membrane; acrosomal membrane.
CCCAAACAGGCCUCAUGUGGAUGCUGGUACUAGGUGGGGUUUUCCUGGCAGCUGCCCAGGCCUGUGUCUUCUGCCGCCUCCCAGCCCAUGACCUGCUGGGCCGCCUGGAUCAGAUCUGCAGCCAGAUGGAGGUCCAGUGGGAGGCAUGUGAGGCCUCCCAAGACUUCUCGGCCUUUGCCUUAGAUGAAGUGUCCAUGAACAAAAUCACAGAGAAGACUCACAGGGUCCUGAGGGUCAUGGAGAUCAAAGGGUCUUUCUCCUCACUCCCUUUAUAUUGGGAAUGGCUUCACAAUACCAAGAUCCCAGAAUACACCAGGGAAGCUCUCUGUGCCCCCGCCUGCCGGGGCAGCACCACCCUGUACAACUGCUCCACCUGCGAGGGUGUGGACGUGCACUGUUGGUCCAGAAAGCAGUGCUUCCCAGGAAGUCACGAUCUUUGGGAAGCCCGGAUUCUGCUCUUCUCCGUCUUCGUUGCUGUCCUGCUUCUGAGUGUUCUGAGCCUUGUGGUGGAGUCCCGCAGCCUCCAGGCAAAAAGUGGCUUGUGAAGAUGCUGACAACCUCCCAGCCUCCAGCUCUAAGGGUGUGUGCCCACAACUUCCACUUCCCUU